Messenger RNA from Pelagomonas calceolata, 3404 nucleotides. The record is from the annotation of a GenBank genome assembly. NCBI's taxonomy places the organism in Eukaryota, Pelagophyceae, Pelagomonadales, Pelagomonadaceae.
AGAACACAAGCCUCUCAGCCUCAGCCGCCGCCAUUCGGCCUAAUCUGAGGCUUAUUUCUACGCUACUGGUGCAGCAAGUCGCAGCGCUCACAGCCAGCCCUCCACCGCGCGCGUCCGUGCGUGCGCUGUCUCGUCCACACCGGAGAGCCUAUUAGGCCUCCGCGAGACGCUGUCACCGCGCACCAUGGCGGAACGCACGAAAUUGGCAGCGGGCCUAGCGGCGGGCACGCUCAUAGCCGCCUGGUACCGCCGCCACAGGAGGCGGGACCCCUGGGAGGCGAUGCUCGACAAGGCGCUGCCCGCGAUUGUUGUCAUACGCGUGAACUACGUGAAGCCUUUCGAUGGAGAGCAGGCCGGUUCCGGUUCAGCAACAGGAUUCGUCGUGGACUUCGAGCGAGGUUUGAUCCUGACGAACAGGCAUGUGAUCGGGACCGGUCCCAUACGAGCAGAGGCCACGUUUGUGAAUAAAGAAGAGGUACCGCUCACACCCGUGUAUAGAGAUCCCGUGCAUGAUUUCGGACUGUUCCAUUUUGACGUGACGAAGCUGAGGUAUGCUGAUGAACUCCAGAGGGCGGAGAUACCCCUCGCCGAAGAUGGCGCAAAAGUGGGUUUGGAGAUAAGAGUCGUGGGCAAUGAUAGUGGAGAGAAGAUCCAGAUUUUGGCGGGCACGCUGGCGCGCUUGGAUCGGAACGCGCCGCUCUACGGCGGCGACGGUUUUAAUGAUUUCAACACGUGCGAUCUCGGCGUCCUUCACGCCAUCGACGCGACUCGUGUCCAUCAGACGAGGUCAUUCGGACCGAGUCGAGCGACCGCGAUGCUCCGCACAGGUUCUACUACAGUGCCGCGUCGAACACGUCCGGUGGCAGUUCCGGUUCUCCCGUAUUAGAUAGCAGGGGACGGGCCGUGGCCCUCAACGCCGGAGGCUGCAACGCGUCAGCAAGUUCGUACUACUUACCGUUGCAUGCCGUCGUGAGAGCACUGGACGCCCUGAAACGCUUCGAAACGCCACAAAGAGGCACUUUAAGGGUAGUGUGGCGCCACGUGACCUGCGACGAAGCUCGUAGAUUAGCUUUGUCGCCGGCCGCCGAAGCGUUGCUGCGACGGCACCACCACGGCGACGACACGUGCGGGCUGUUGUGUGUCGACCAGGUCAUCACCGGUGGAAGCGGUUCAGAAGCGGGCCUGGAGCCCGGCGACCUACUGCUGUCUUGUGGGGACAAAAGGUUUCCCGACUUCGACGCGCUCGAGAGCUACUUGGAUUCCAAUGUGGACAGGGCGGUCCAGUUAUCUAUAGAGAGGGGCGGCGCGUCCAAGUCCAUACGGCCAGCCAGAGCCGAGUCCUUACAUAACUUGGUUCCCAGCAACUUCCUGGAAUUCGGCGGAGGCGUCCUCCAUUCUAUAUCGCUAGGAACGGCUCGGAGCGGCAACUUGGACGCGGGCGUCGGUGUCUACGUCGCGUUCGCGGGCUUCGUGCUGGAUGUCGCGGGCGUGCCGGCCCAUGCCGUGUUAACCGCUGUGGGAGAUGUGGAAACGCCGACGCUCGACGCGUUUCAAGAUGCCGUUGCUAAAUUAGGAGAUGGGGCUCGCGUGAAUGUCCGCUACUAUGCCGUGGGUGACAGGUUCAACGCCCAAGUCGCUUUAGUACGAGUGAAUUAUCGCUGGUUCAAAUUGCAGCGGUGGCGACGGAGAGACCCUCAUUUAAAUGAAAUUCCCGUCGACGCCAACGCGUCCUUCCGGGCCUGCUGGGAGUCUACUCAGAUAGAAACCAAUAAAACACCUUAUACUGAAGACGCGCCCGCCGCAGCGACGUUCCAGAGAUCUCACGCGACAGAUGCGGCCAACAGUGUCGUCAGCUGCAUCUGCAAGGUGUCGUUUGAUGUGCUCCAUGCGGUCGACGGCGUCCACGACUGGCACUUCGCGGGCUGCGGCAUCGUUGUGGAUGCGGAAAGAGGACUUGUAUCUACAGAUAGAAAUACUGUGGUAACUGCGCUCGGCGAAUGUGCUGUGACAUUUGCCGCCAGUGUAGAGCUGCCGGCCAAAGUUAUCUUCGUGCACCCGACGCGGAACUUCGCCAUUGUUCGGUAUGACGCGUCGCGGUUCGACGGUGUGUCAGCAGAUCGACGGCCGACGAGCGCACCUCUCAGACCGCGCGAUUUGAGUGUUGGUGACGCCUUGGAAUUUGUAGGAUUGUCGCGAACGAAUCCCGACCAGUCCCUCAGUCAAAAAGUGACCGUGACGGAGCUGUCGUGUGUCAACAUCGCCCAGGCGCACGUGCCCCGUUUUAGAGCCUUGAACGAGGAAAUCGCAAAAUUUGACCAGGUGCUCAACAAGUCUCUGGGGGGUGUUUUAGUGGACGAAGAUGGCAGCGUGAGUGCGACGUGGUCGUGCUACUCGUUCUACUCCUGGUCUGAUGAAAAAAAUUAUGAAGCUUUUCAUGCCGUCGGCGUCGGUGUGGCAAGAAAAGUUCAAGCGCCCUUCAAUUCGUGGUCUCUCGUGGUCGCUGCUCUCUGGAUACGGUCGAGUGUAUCCCUCGGAGAUCGUGUCCGAGUUUGGGCCGAAAACAUGGCCGCGGUGCCGAGGUAGAACCUGACUCACUGGUUGAUUGCCACACAGGUCGGCGUCGGCGGCUUGUUGGACGCGACGCUCGCCGUCGCAUCUAACAUCGAUAACAAGCCGGAGAAGCCGCUGCGAGUCGUCGGGUUCGGUCUUAAAAGAUUACCUUUGUCGACCGCGCGGACGUCGAUGCGAUUAAGCGACGCCUGGGUGGAAAAGCUGAGGAAAGCCAGGCCCGGCCGCUCGCAAGUACUCUCGGUCGCCCAUUUAGCCCAUACGCAGCAGUCUUUGUUAAGGGAGGGCGACCUACUCCUGUCGAUGAACGGGACCUCGACCGCUACUUUUGCGGACGUCGACGAGGCCUGUUCUCAUGGUGGUUCUAGCAUACCAGCAACAUUGUGGCGGGAGGGCGAAGCGCUGGAGGUGAAUGAGCCGCUGGAGAGAGUACCACUCGGUGCGGGCACGGAACGAGUCGUCGUCUGGGCCGGGCUACUGUUACAAAAACCACAUCGCUCCGUACUGGAGAUGGGCGAGCCCCCGAACCAGGCCUACGUGUCCUACUACUUGUACGGCUCGCCGGGCCACUUCUACGGCAUCAAGGCUUGUAGGUUCGUGACGGAAGUCGACGGGAAACAAAUCACGGACCUGGACUCGUUUUUGAGUGCCGUAUCAAGUAUCGAGGACGGCGAGGCCGUGCGCCUCAAAACGUCGGAUCUCCAGGGCCAGGUCGUGGCCGUGACGCUGCGCACCGACGACCGGUUCUGGCCGGCCCACGAGUUUUCGUUCAAGGGCGGGGACUGGUCCGUGCGGAAGCUCUAGAUAGGUAGUAGUGUAAGUAUAGUCGCUCGGUA